AUGACUUCGAUUUUGGAGGUGAUUGUGGAGUUCUUGCGGCUUGGUCGCUUAGGCAAGGCUAUUAGUGAUUUUUUUAUAAGCAUUUUAUGGUCGGGGCUUGGCGGUGGUAGUUUAGUGACUAUGGAGGUAUUGGCAAAGCGCGACAAGGUUGGGGUCUCGGGGUGCUGGAGAUUGGUGAUGAGUAGCGGUAAUGGUGGUAAGGAUAUUGGAGGAGAUAUAGAGGCUACUUGGUUGUGGGUUACUCGUGGGUUAAGAAGGAGGGCUUCAAGCUUUAGUGGCGUGAAGGAAGCUGCUGUAGUGAGGGAGGCUGGAGUGUGGCUAGCUCAUAAGUCUACCCACAAAGUGUUUGAUGAAUCUUUUUUAUGA
Dovyalis caffra is the source of this 366-nucleotide messenger RNA. The record is from the annotation of a GenBank genome assembly. NCBI's taxonomy places the organism in Eukaryota, Viridiplantae, Streptophyta, Magnoliopsida, Malpighiales, Salicaceae.